Molecule: messenger RNA, 3768 nt
Organism: Pseudocercospora fijiensis CIRAD86
Lineage: Eukaryota; Fungi; Ascomycota; Dothideomycetes; Mycosphaerellales; Mycosphaerellaceae
Exons: 9
Coding region: 1-3768 (1255 amino acids)
Molecular function (GO): metal ion binding; ATP binding
Source: RefSeq, a predicted model, not a curated record
AUGGAGAAGUUGAAGACGUUGUUGAUCGCGAAUCGAGGCGAGAUUGCGGUGAGGACCAUCAAGACUGCCAAACGACUGGGCAUCAAGACAGUGUCCAUCUACACCUCGGCGGACUCGGCAUCACUUCAUGUCUCCAAUGCAGAUGAAGCGGUGUUGCUGCCGACCGUCCAGAGCUAUACCGAUGGCGACGAGAUCAUCCGAAUAGCCCAAGACAAGGCGUGCGAUGCUGUCAUUCCUGGCUAUGGGUUUCUUGCGGAAAACGCAGCAUUCGCAAAGGCCGUGACGGACGCUGGACUGGCGUGGGUUGGUCCAAACGAAGAUGCCAUCAAAGCAUUUGGCAUCAAGCAUACCGCUCGCGAUUUGGCCAAGAAGUCCUCGGUGCCUAUAGUCCCAGGAACUGAGGGUCUGGUCGAAAGCGAGGAAGAUGCCCUGAAGCAAAGCGAAGCCAUUGGCUUUCCAGUCAUGCUCAAGAUCACCGCAGGAGGUGGAGGUUCUGGCUUGAUCACUUGCUACAAUUCCGCCGAAGUGAAGGACGGGUAUAAGAAAGCCAAGUCUCGUGGCGAAGCGUUGUUCAAGGACUCUGGCGUCUUCAUUGAACGAUAUUACCCUGAGUCUCAUCAUGUGGAAGUUCAAGUGUUUGGCAAUGGCCAAGGCAAGGCUGUCAGCUUUGGCGAACGAGAGUGCUCAAUCCAACGAAGACAUCAGAAAGUCAUCGAAGAGUGUCCAAGCCCUUUCGUCGAGAGACAUCCGGGCCUACGCGAAAAGAUCUGCAAGGCUGCUGUUGAGCUUGCUGAGACUGUUAAAUACGGCUCAGCCGGCACUGUCGAAUUUCUGGUCGAUGACAAGACUGCAGAUUUCUUCUUCCUUGAGAUGAACACACGACUCCAAGUCGAGCACCCCAUCACAGAACUCUGCUACGAUGUGGAUCUGGUGGAACUGAUGCUAAGACAAGCUGAUGCUCAGCUGGCCGGAAAAGGAGGCCUGGAUGCCGAGCAUCUCACGUCUUUGCAGAAACCAAAGCCGUUCGGAGCCGCAAUCGAGGCUAGAUUGUACGCCGAGAAUGUGCUUCGCGACUAUGCUCCUUCUCCAGGUCUGUUGACUGAGGUGUAUUGGGCUGACCUGCCUAAUGCUCGCAUCGACACAUGGGUGCGGACGGGCCUACGAAUCUCCCCCAAUUAUGAUCCUUUAAUUGCCAAGGUUAUCAGCCACGCCAAAACGCGAGAUGCUGCAAGAAAAGGAAUGAGCCUGCUGCUGAAGAAUUCGAGGGUGCUAGGCCCUCCUAACAACCUGGACUUCCUGGCAAGCAUUAUGGAGAAUGACACAUUCCAAUCUGGAAACACCUUGACCUCCUUCUUGGGUAGCUUCAAAUAUGAGCCUGCUGUCAUAGACGUCAUCUCCGCUGGAGCUUAUACACUGGUGCAAGAUCUCGAAGGCAGACCAUCUGUCGGAAAAGGCAUCCCUCGUAGCGGUGCUAUGGACCCAGUGGCACUCGCCGCAGCGAAUCUGCUUGUCGGGAAUGAUCGGACCAAAGAAGGGCUUGAGAUUACACUGUCAGGACCCGAACUGCGUUUCCUAGGUCCAGCAGUGAUCGCUCUGACAGGUGCGUCCAUCGAGGCAAUGCUCGAUGGCGAAAGUCUACCAAUGUGGUCACGGAAGCACAUCAAAGCAGGGCAGAGACUCAAGAUCGGUCGCACCACCGGCGGAGGAUGUAGGACUUAUCUCGCAGUAUUCGGAGGGUUUCGGUCAAUCGCAGAUUAUUUUGGCUCCAAAUCGACGUCACCUAUUGUAGCCAUUGGUGGUUACCAAGGCCGACAGCUUGCACCCGGAGACCAGCUCCAGAUCGCGGACAGAAUACCAGAGACUUUGUCAGGACACCCUAGCAUUCCGGAGAACCUGCGGCCCUCAUACGAAUCCCCCUGGAAGAUCAACGCAUUGCCUGGCCCGCACGAAGAAGGCUACUUGACAGAAGAGGACAUAGAAAUGCUAUACGGCACUCAAUGGAAGGUGUCACACAACGCAAGUCGAUCUGCCAUCAGACUGAUCGGCCCUGUACCGAAGUGGGCCCGGGAAGAUGGUGGUGAGGGCGGGUCACAUCCUUCAAAUCUGGUGGAAUACCCUUACUCGAUUGGCUCUCUGAACUGGACCGGCGACGAAGGCUGCAUUUUUGCUAUGGAUUCUCCCAAUUUUGGCGGAUUCGCCAGCUCGGCAACAAUCAUUCGCGCCGACUAUUGGAAGAUGGGGCAGGUCAAGGCCGGCGACAGCUUUCAAUACCAACGCGUAUCUUUGGACGAGGCUCUGAGUCUCCGAAAGCAAGUGGCAGACUACAUCGACGCUCUGGAGCUCGCAGUGUCGAAGAAUGACUUCAGUGACGUGAAGCCGCUCGAUGCCGCCUUUAAACCUUCUGGAGACUAUGGCAAGGCCGUCAUUUGGGAGCGUGCCGCCGAGGGAUCUCGACCACACGUACGAUACCGUCAGGCAGGCGAUGACUAUGUACUGGUUGAAUACGGCAACGAACAGUUUGACAUCAAUUACCGAUGUAGGGCCACAGCCCUUGAGAAAGCCUUGAACUCCAGCGACGCGCCAUCUUGGCUGAAGGAGAAUCUAGUUACAACAGUCAGCUGCUGUACAACCAUCAACAUAUGCUACGACGGAUCGAAGAUAGAUCGCAACCAACUUGUCAAGCAUCUUCAGGCACUCGAAGAUCAGUUCGGAGAUCUCAGCAGAGUCAAGGUUCCAUGUCGCAAGUUCAAGCUACCUCUGGCCUGGGAAACUUCCGAACAGCGUGAGGCGACUAAGAGAUAUAUGGAGACACAGCGUCCUCAUGCGCCAUAUCUACCUGAUAAUCUCGGUUUCGUUGCCAAGAACAACGCUUUCACCCCUGAACAGCUCAAGCACAACAUGUUGAAUGGCGAACUUAUGACAGUCGUUGUGGGAUUUUUCUGUGGCAAUACGGUCUCGGUACCCGUAGAUCCUCGGCAACGCAUGGCAUCACCUAAAGCGAACCCAUCAAGAGUCUUCACGCCAGAGGGCACGUUCGGAUGGGGUGGUUCGUGUGCUUCAAUAUAUCCUGUGGACUCUCCUGGCGGCUAUCAGAUGCUUGGAAGAACCAUUCCAUGCUUCGAUCUCUAUGGCUUUAAAGCUGGUUUCUCGCCAGAGAGACCUUGGCUGUUUCAGGACUUCGACAUACUUACAUUCUAUGAAGUUAGCGAGGACGACCUCAACGCCAAACUGGAGCUCUUUCGAUCUGGAAAUUAUGAGUUCCAAUUUGAGACCGUCGAGUUUGAUAUGGCAGAACACAACAAAAUGCUGACAGAGACAGCCGAUGAAGUGACUCGGAUCAGAGCUGCACAGCGCAAAAUACAAGAAGAGAUGAUUCGUGCAGAACAAGAAUCGUUGGAGAAGUGGCGAGCCGAUAAAGCAAAGAAGAAGCCGGAUGAAGGCACUGUCGAUAACCUGCUUCAGGAUCCAGCAAUCACUGCAAUCGAAGCUCCAGUUGACGCGAAUGUCUGGAAGGUGGAGGUCAAAGAAAAGGAAGAGCUCCAAGAGGGUCAACUAGUAGCCAUUCUGGAGGCUAUGAAGCUCGAAAUCAACGUCAACGUACCCGACAGCGUCAAGGGCAAGACGAAGGUCGAAAAGCUACUGGUAGAGCCGGUAAGUUCGAUUGUCUACUACUUUCUUUCUUCUUGCAACCGACUAACCAAUGCAACGCAGGGAGAGACAGUCAAGGUAUGCAGGCAACUACAUUUCCGAACUCAGCUCAAUUACUGA